Molecule: messenger RNA, 939 nt
Organism: Cuscuta epithymum
Lineage: Eukaryota; Viridiplantae; Streptophyta; Magnoliopsida; Solanales; Convolvulaceae
Source: the annotation of a GenBank genome assembly
AAAUUUGUAAUUAAAGAUCAAAUUAUCAAUUCUCAAAUCUAUAAACACCUGCACACGGACGAUUACGACACCACAACUAGCUCAGAGGCGGCUGAGUGUCAAACCACCAACGAAGCCGUAAACGCCGAGCAGGCUUCAAUUUAAGGUCUUCAGGCGGUUUGCGAAUAGAGUGAGAGACUUCCGUCUUCAAUUCUUUAGCUCCUUCGCAGUUCGCAAAUCUUUGUAGCAAUUUACAGGCCGUAGACACGGAUAAUUGAGGCUAAGACCUAAAGUCAUGCUUUCAGGAGUAGCUUUUUCUUCAACAACCAUGUGGUGUGGUCAAGUAACGUUAAAAACUCGCCGCCACCGCCUGGCCUCCCCGGCGCAACUGGAGUAAUGAAUGGGCAUGCCACCUUUGGUCAUCAAGAAGAGGUCCUCGCCGCAGCAGUCGGAGAAGACCACCAUGAUGAGAAGAAGGAAGACGUCGUCCGAGUAAGCAAUUGGUAUUAUCAGCGGAAGCAGCUGCUGGAGAAGAAAUUGCCAGCAAGCAUUACCGGGGAUCGCAAACACAACUCAUCCCCGCCCUCACCCAUCGCAGCACCUAACAGGCACGAUCCGAUCAAGCCGCCCAGCGGCUCCCAUAAGAUGAUUGAAGAUGAGGGCAAAACUCUUCAGGUGGAGGAGCUGGCUACCAAUCCAUAGAGUUUUACGUACGAGAAGCGUAACUCACCUGAUAGGAAAAGAGUGUCACAUGAGAGAAAUCCAGAUUCAACUAGCUCCAAAAAAUGACUUGGAUCGAGCUCACUCCCUUUCCAUCAAAGCGUAAUUAAAGGCUUAAAACUUCAUUUACAUUGUUUUAAAUAAUUUUCUAGUCGGUCAGUGGGGGAUGGUAUUUGUUAAGACUAUUCAUGUGAACACCCAAAAGUUUGAAAAUAAAAUGUGAAAAUAACAUAAUAAUUU